Aureococcus anophagefferens is the source of this 510-nucleotide messenger RNA. RefSeq names its product selenoprotein (gene MsrA2). The annotation marks the transcript as partial. Gene Ontology annotation, molecular function: peptide-methionine (S)-S-oxide reductase activity. Lineage: Eukaryota; Pelagophyceae; Pelagomonadales; Pelagomonadaceae. The transcript has a single exon. The record is from RefSeq and is a predicted model, not a curated record.
AUGGCGCGCAGAGCCGCCUGCGCGUGCCUCGUCGCCCAGGCGCUCGCGCUCGCGCCGAGCCGACGCGUCGCCACCUUCGCGCUCGGAUGAUUCUGGACGCCGCAGCAGAAGUUCGACCUGCGCGACGGCGUCAUCUGGAGCACCGUGGGCUACACGUCGGGCACGACGCCCGCACCGAACUACGACGACCUCGGCGACCACACGGAGGCGCUGCGGCUCGAAUUCGACGAGGACGUCGUGAGCUACGAGGCGCUCGUAGAGCAGUUCUGGGACCUCCACGCGCCGAACAAGGGGAGCCGCCAGUACCGGAGCGCCAUCUUCUAUCACGACGAGGCGCAGCGCGAGUGCGCGGAGCGCGUGCAGGCGCAGCUCUUCCCCUCGAAGCGUUACGUCCGCGACACGGCCAUCGAGCCGGCGGCCGAGUUCUUCCCGGCGGAGGCGUACCACCAGAAGUACCGCGAGAAGCUCGCCGAGGACCCGCUGCCCUUCCCGUUCUCGCUCUUUAGCCGA